UAUUAUUUUUUAACUUAUUGAUCGUACAUAAUUUCCCCUUCUCUGCUUCCUUCACAAAUCAGCAACACCUGGCGCACAACAGCACCAUCUCUUCCGUUUCGCCGUCGUUUAACGGUUACUGUUUUCCGUUUCACCACCGUUUAUUAUUCCGUUUCCAAACCCAAACUAACUCUCGAGAUUUUCCUCUCUCUCUCUCAUCUGAGCCACACACACAGAUUCAGAGAGAGAAAGCUCUGCGAACUAUUGGAUUCUGAGCUCUCUGUUAAUUGAUGAGAAAUUGAGAAAGUUUGAACUGCGCCGUCUGCUGUUUGUUUGUAUCAACAAUACAAAUAUGGUUUGAGAAGCAUUGUGUUAUGUGAUAUCACACCGAAACAGUGCAAUGAAGGGUACAUGUAUUUCUCUUCUCAAAAGCUGCAAAUCUAUGUCUCACCUUAAGCAAAUUCAGACUCUCAUUUUCUCCACUGGCCUCCAACAAGACAGGGACACCCUCAACAAGCUCAUGGCUGUUUCAAUUCAAGACUUUCACUAUGCACUUAGAAUCUUCAACCACACCCAACACCCAUCUUUGUUCAUCUACAAUCUCCUAAUCAAAUCCUUCGUUAAAAGGGGUACUUUCACUGCAGCCAUUUCUCUAUUCAACCAACUAAGGGAAGAUGGGCUGUGGCCUGAUAAUUACACCUACCCUUAUGUUCUCAAGGCUAUUGGUUGCAUGGGUGAGGUUGGUCAAGGGGAAAAGGUUCAUGCUUUUGUCAUUAAGACUGGUCUUGACUUUGAUAAUUAUGUUUGUAACUCGUUGAUGGACAUGUAUGCUGAAUUGGGCCGUGUUGCUUGUCUCAAACACAUGUUUGAGGAAAUGCCUGACAGAGACAAUGUCUCUUGGAACAUCAUGAUUUCGGGUUUUGUCAGGUGUAAGAGAUUUCGGGAGGCCGUUGAAGUUUUUCAGCAGAUGCGAAUGGAAAACAAUGAGAAGCCUAGUGAAGCUACUGUGGUGAGCACUCUAACCGCUUGUGCGGCAUUGAGGCAUGUGGAGCUUGGCAAGGAGAUUCACAGUUAUAUCGCAAAUGAAUUGGAUUUCACGACCAUUAUGGGGAAUGCAUUGUUGGACAUGUAUUGUAAGUGUGGAUGUGUGAGUGUGGCUCGUGAAAUUUUUGAUGGGAUGACUGUGAAGAAUGUGAAUUGUUGGACCAGUAUGGUAACUGGGUAUGUAAAUUGUGGUCAGUUGGAUCAAGCUAGAGAUUUGUUUGACAAGAGUCCAACAAGGGAUAUUGUUCUUUGGACGGCUAUGAUUAAUGGUUAUGUUCAGUUUAAUUGUUUUGAUGAGGCAAUUGCAUUAUUUGGGGAGAUGCAAGUCAGAGGAGUGAAGCCUGACAAGUUCAUUGUGGUUUCUCUCCUAACAUGUUGUGCUCAAUUGGGAGCUUUGGAGCAUGGCAGGUGGAUUCAUGAUUAUGUACGUGAAAACCGAAUCACGGUGGAUGCUGUGGUUGGUACUUCCCUUAUUGAAAUGUAUGCUAAAUGUGGUUGCAUAGAGAAGUCUUUGGAGGUUUUUAAUGGAUUAAAGGAAAAGGAUACUGCCUCAUGGACUUCGAUUAUUUGUGGACUGGCCAUGAAUGGUAAGACAAAGAAAGCACUGGAGUUGUUUGAAGAAAUGAAAACAUUUGGGGCAAAACCGGAUGAUGUUACUUUUAUUGUUCUUCUGAGUGCGUGUAGUCAUGCAGGAUUGGUAGAAGAAGGCCGCAGGUUAUUUCAUUCCAUGUCAUGUAUAUAUGAUAUUGAGCCAAAUUUAGAACACUAUGGGUGUUUCAUUGACCUUCUUGGUCGAGCUGGACUUUUACAUGAGGCAGAGGAGUUGAUAAGAAAGUUACCGGACCAAAAAAAUGAGAUAAUAGUUCCAAUUUAUGGAUCUUUGCUAAGUGCCUGCAGAACUUAUGGCAAUACUGAUAUGGGUGAAAGGCUUGCUACAACACUAGCAAAAGUGAAAUCCAGUGAUUCAAGUCUUCAUUCACUCCUUGCUAGCAUUUAUGCUUCUGCUGACAGAUGGGAAGAUGCGAGCAAGACGAGAAGUAAGAUGAAAGAUUUGCAUAUAAAAAAGGUGCCAGGGUGUAGUGCCAUUGAGGUGGAUGGCAUUGGCAACAAAGUAGAAGUUGGGGACCUUUCCCAUUUUCGGACCAGAUCUGAUUGUACUUCUAUGAGAAUUUGAUUCUGUAGUACAUAUGUUUAAUGCAUAUGUAUGUUUAUUUACAAAGAAAGUUAACAAAGUAUAUCCUAUAUGAAAGUAUAAAUUGAUGAAGUUGUGGGAGUUUUGUCAAAGAGAGACACCCAAAUUUUGAGUAACGGGACUGAUUAUUUUACUUCAUUGUGUGUAAAAGGGAAUGAGGUUACAAUUAGAGACUUGUGCUACUUUAAAAAGUAAUACAUUUAUUAAGUUAGUAUAAUUUUGAUGGUGAGCAUAAGAAUUUUUAUGAGCCAAAAUAUGGACAUACUUCUCUUCAAGAUAUAAUUUAAUUUCAAAAUCUUGGCUACAUGGAUUUCAGUCGUAGUAUGACAUAUGUGGCCUAUAACAAUUAUGUUUGUGCUGGUAAAGUAUACUCAGUAGCAACAGUAAAGGACCAUCAAUUGUUGAUAUAUGCAUGAUCAAUUCCAAUGAAACUUGAUUUUUCUUUGUUCCUUUUGCAUGGAUUUCUUUCUGAAAAGUGAAGAAAAAAGCACGUUGUGAAAUGAGAACAAUUUGCUCAUGUAUUUGAGACUUGGGACUGGAAGGGUCACUUUUAAUCACUUGCAUGACUAAAUGAAUAACAUCAUUGUCAUAACAACAUUUCAGAAAUAAGAAAUCAACGGAAGAUGGGUCAUAUAACUGUGGUAGGUCCUUGGAGAUUGCUGAAUGUCACUUGCAUUGAUAUUCAACACACCGAAUUCCAGUUAUGAUAUUCUCUAAUGUCUUGUGUGCUCAUGAGUGAUGAGUGAAGCAUACAAGUUAUUAUCCUGGUGCUGGUGGUUCAGCUCACUUGCUUGGUAAGUUCCUUGGGUCGUGCUUUGUAUUAGUUUCCUCGAAGACCAAUUGUCUUACCAACAUUAGUUAGUAAUUAGCUUUACAAAUGUCUGGGAUGGUUGCUGCUCUUACUCCGUUGCCUGUUUCUGGUGUUCCUGUGUGUGGUUCUUCCAUGAGAUUUGGAGCUCUGCGAUCUAUCGGAUUCGGAGCUCUGCGAUCUAUCGGAUUCGGAGCUCUGCGAUCUAUCGGAUUUGGAGCUCUCUGUUCAUUGGUGAAAUUUUCGCAUGUGGGGGCAUUACCGGGAAAGCUCCUCAAUGUACAAACACACUCCUUCAAGAGAUUAUUCAAAUUUGGAAGACAUGGAAGAUAACUCAGGUAUUCCUUCAUUAAACAUUUACAAAUGUACUUCAAGUUGAGUGACAUCUAUUAACUAGUUCAAUUUUGUUGUGAAAAUAUAGCAACUAACUUGAAUACUUCCUCAAGGAAAUAUCCUACCUGUGAAAUCAUUGCCACCUUUCCAGCAUAAUUGUUUCAACAUUUCAUUAUUCAGAAGAAAAGAAAAUCAUCUGAUCUUGAAAGUGAUUUUGCUUUCAUAUGUUAUUGCUUUUGUAGAUUAUUAAUAGUUUGCAAUCAACUGCACUGCAGUGCUGAAAAUGAUAAUUAGAAAAUGUCUUUUAGUGAUGUAAUGCAUAUUUUUGAUUAGUUCUUCAGUCAUGGUAACUACUAACCAUGCUAGCCAAGAGCUGAACCAGAACACUAGCAUUCUAGUCCCAAUUGGGAACCUCCUCCUUUGGGGUGGUUGAAGCUUAAUGUUGAUGCUGGCAUCGUUAAAGAUGAAGGUACCGUUUAGGGGCUGGUGCUUAGGAACCACCUAUCUGAAGUGGUCUAUACAGCAACAAAAAAGGAUAUUCUGUCUGUUGAUGCUUUAACUGCUGAAACUCUUGGUUUGCGGUGGAGUUUGCAAGUGGCACACCAGCAACACCUAACCAAAGUGCUUGUUGAACUGGAUGCAAAGAUGGUUAUUGAUUAUUUUAAUGGCAAGUUGCCUCAAGCUUCUAUUAAUCAUUUUAUUGUUGAUUGUAAGUAGAGGAGUGUUCUGUGAAGUGUGAACUAUAUAAUCGUAUUUAGUUCACUCAAGUAAGUUUUUGUCUUCACUCUUAUCUAAUGAUAUAUAAACUUCAAAUCAAUCUUCCAAAAAUAUAGGUGCACUUUUUAAUUGA
Cicer arietinum (chickpea) is the source of this 4206-nucleotide messenger RNA. Lineage: Eukaryota; Viridiplantae; Streptophyta; Magnoliopsida; Fabales; Fabaceae. The record is from RefSeq and is a predicted model, not a curated record.